GUACAAAUUGAUUGCUCAUAGUUUCUUUUCAAAGUUUAAAGAGAAGAAUAGUAGUACUUGUUAUUGUUACAUGUUAUUGUUGUUUGUGUAAGUGAUUGAGAUUUUAAAUUUGGAGAUUAUAGAUGGCUUCUUCUAAUGGUGGUGUUCCUCCGGGAUUUCGAUUUCAUCCAACGGAUGAAGAGCUUCUUCAUUACUACUUGAAGAAGAAGGUGUCCUUUCAAAAGUUUGACAUGGAUGUUAUUAGGGAGGUGGACUUGAACAAGAUGGAGCCUUGGGACUUACAAGAAAGAUGUAAAAUUGGAUCAACCCCACAAAACGAGUGGUAUUUCUUCAGUCACAAGGACAGAAAGUACCCUACAGGGUCAAGGACCAAUAGGGCAACAAACGCAGGGUUUUGGAAAGCUACCGGCAGAGACAAGUGCAUACGAAAUAGCUACAUGAAGAUUGGAAUGAGAAAAACUCUUGUUUUCUACAAAGGCAGGGCUCCUCAUGGACAAAAGACUGAUUGGAUCAUGCACGAGUAUCGCCUUGAAGAUGCAAAUGAUCCUGAAGGAAAUACCAAUGAAGAUGGGUGGGUGGUGUGCAGGGUGUUUAAGAAGAAGAACUUAUUCAAGAUUGGAAAUAAUGAAGGUAGCUCCGCUCACAAUUCAGAGCAACCAAUCAACAACUCCUCAGGAGCCAAUGCCCGCUCUUUCAUGCACAGGGACAACCAAUACUUGCUACUACAACAACAAAACACUAGGAACCCAUCAGGGUUUGAGCUGGAUAAACCUGAGCUUGGUCUUCAUCACUAUCCACACUUGCAAAACCAACCUCAAUACGCACUUUUCCAAUCCCAACAACCUCUUCUUCAGAGCCACAAACCAAUGGUUUACAAUGACUAUUCUUAUGCAUCAUCUCUACCCUCAGAUCCCCCUCUCAAGCAGCUCAUGACAAACCCUAGAGAUUGUGAGAGUGGUAGUGAUGGCCUGAGAUACCAAGUUUCAGAAUCCGGUAUGGAAGUCGGCUCGUGUGAACCGCCUCAAGAAAUGGGUGGUGGAAGAGGUGAAGGAAUGAAUGAAUGGGGGGUGCUUGAUAGGCUAGUGACUUCUCAUCUUGGAAAUGAAGACUCAACUAAAGAGGUCAGGUUUGAUGAUGCAAACCCACAAUCUGUCCACCAAAUCAACCAACUUUCUUUGCGGGGAGAAAUGGACUUUUGGGGCUAUGCAAAACAAUGAUUUCCAUCCUCAAAAUUAUUAAGUACGUGCAGUUAGAUGGUUCUAACCAUUUAAAUUUGGGUGCACCAAAGACAUUAUAUUUAUUAUUGUUAUUAUUACUUCGAUCGUCUUCAACCUUUAAGGCUCGAGGUAAGAAAGUGAAAGUGGAAAGUUUAUAGAAAAAAGCAUUUGAUGAUUGCAUUUUUGUAUUUUUAAUUUAUUUUUUCAUAAAAUCUUUCCAAUUUUGUAUUCUUAUCAUCGGUCCUAAGGGCUGAUAUUAACAAAACCAAUAUUGUGUUAAUAACAUUGGAAAUGGUUUGCUAUGUUUUAGUUAA
This is a messenger RNA of Lotus japonicus, 1531 nucleotides long. Its product is annotated as protein BEARSKIN2-like. Gene Ontology annotation, biological process: regulation of DNA-templated transcription. The transcript is spliced from 3 exons. NCBI's taxonomy places the organism in Eukaryota, Viridiplantae, Streptophyta, Magnoliopsida, Fabales, Fabaceae. The record is from RefSeq and is a predicted model, not a curated record. Gene Ontology annotation, molecular function: DNA binding. The coding region runs from base 123 to 1217 and encodes 364 amino acids.